AAGAUAACUACUCUUUCUUUUCUUUCUGAGCAAAAAAGAAAGAAAGAAAAAGGAUAUGACUCCUCCUGAGUGUGGAGAAAUUUACUGUGGAUAAAAGGUAGAGCAUAGCCAGAGGCAGGGACAUCUGGGAGAGUCCACAUGACCAAACUGAGCUGGACACAAAGGAGAGGGGAUGGAAGGCCAGAAAACCGGAUGCAUCAGCAAAGAGGCUCACAGGCGGGUGCUACCUCUAUGUGGGCUUCAUGCUGUGGACUGCUGAAUGAAGUCAUGGGAACUGGAGCUGUCAGAGGCCAGCAGGCAGGAUUCCCAGGAAGCACUGGUCCAUUCAGGUUUACACCGAGUUCUGACUUUCCUACCUACCCACCAGCAGCUACGGAAGGACCCAAUAUAGUUUGCAAAGCCUGUGGACUUUCAUUUUCAGUCUUUAGAAAGAAGCACGUCUGCUGUGACUGCAAGAAGGACUUUUGCUCCCUUUGUUCAGUCUCACAAGAAAACCUCCGCAGAUGCUCUACUUGUCACCUACUCCAAGAGACAGCCUUCCAGCGUCCUCAGUUGAUGCGACUAAAAGUGAAGGACCUGCGGCAGUAUCUGCUCCUCAGAAACGUACCGACCGACACUUGUCGUGAGAAGGAGGACUUAGUGGAUCUAGUGCUGUGCCAUCGUGGACUGGGCUCGGGGGAUGGCCUGGACUCAAGGAGCCUCAGUUCCUCAAGAUCCCAGACUUCUAGUUUUUUUACACAAUCCUAUUUUUCAAAUUAUACACCCCCCUCUGCUACUGUGUCCUCCUUCCAGGGAGAGCUGAUGGACAGAGAGGGCACCUUCAGGUCAGAAGUUCUCACACAGGUACAAAGUGAAUUAGCUUCAGCAAACACGGAUGAUGAGGAUGAGGAGGAAGAUGACGACGACGACGAUGAUGACGAUGAUGAUGACGAUGAACAAGAAGAAAACUUAGAGGAACAGAACCCGGGGCUCUCUAAGAAGAAGGCGAGAGCUUCCCUGUCUGACCUGUCAAGCCUUGAAGAGGUGGAAGGGAUGAGCGUGCGCCAGCUGAAGGAAAUCCUGGCUCGGAAUUUUGUCAACUAUUCUGGCUGUUGUGAAAAAUGGGAGCUGGUGGAGAAGGUCAACCGGCUGUACAAGGAGAAUGAGGAAAACCAAAAGUCAUAUGGUGAACGGAUGCAACUUCAGGAUGAGGAAGACGACAGCCUGUGCCGAAUCUGCAUGGAUGCGGUCAUUGACUGUGUCCUGCUGGAGUGUGGGCACAUGGUCACCUGCACCAAGUGCGGCAAGCGCAUGAGUGAGUGUCCUAUCUGCAGGCAGUAUGUGGUUCGAGCUGUGCAUGUUUUCAAGUCCUGAAAUUGAGGCCCCUACAGUGGGACACUCACAUGACCCCAAACAUUUCAGUGCACUAAAGGGACUGGAAACUUACUGUUCUAAGGCAGAAGCUAUUUUUUAAAAUUAUUUUCAUGACUAACUGGGGACAGAAAGUUCAUCCUAAGUCUUAGAAACCUGGGCUGUGCCAUAGGCCCAUCAACUGUGGACACAUGGCUUCCCAGGUUCUGCUGAGUUCUGUCACUUGUCUCCCCUGAGCACUAGGUGAAGCCAGACUGUUCAGUGUGGGUGUGGAGGCCACUCGCCUGUCUCUUACUUUACCUUUAUCCUGUGUUUGACACUUUUGUUCUCUGAACUGAGCUCACUGUUCGUGACUGGGCUAGUGUGGGCUCUCCUGAGCCGUAGCUGCUCGGAAUGUUCACCUGAUUAGCCAUGUAUAUUCUAAAUGCUAAUACUUAAUGAAUGUAAGUUUCAACAUUAUUGCUAUUUCUGCAUUUAAACAUAAUUGGGAGACAACUGACAUUCUAUAGUCCACUGCCCGGGCCUUAGACUAUACGUCCAUUUUUGUUUGGGUACAGCUUUUAAUAGCAAGGGCUGCAUCUAGCUUCUUAUCUUAGAAGUGUAUGUGUGCUAAAUUCUUUAUUAAUAUGUAAUCAAUUUACAAUGUUUUGUAUAGUGAAGGUGUAUUUUUAGUGCUACCUGCUAGUAAUUUCAACUUUAGGAAUAAAAUUAAAUUAAAAGGCUGUUGUAGUUUC
Molecule: messenger RNA, 2084 nt
Organism: Rattus rattus (black rat)
Lineage: Eukaryota; Metazoa; Chordata; Mammalia; Rodentia; Muridae
Gene: Rnf34
Product: ring finger protein 34
Exons: 6
Coding region: 139-1353 (404 amino acids)
Biological process (GO): proteasome-mediated ubiquitin-dependent protein catabolic process; protein K48-linked ubiquitination; negative regulation of extrinsic apoptotic signaling pathway via death domain receptors
Cellular component (GO): plasma membrane; cytoplasm
Molecular function (GO): ubiquitin protein ligase activity
Source: RefSeq, a predicted model, not a curated record